CCUUGGAGUGCUGGAAGCAUCUGGCCAUCUUUGCCAGGCUAUAACCGAGAGGCCCCAGCAGAGAAUUGGGAGGAGGAGGGAGAACAAAGACAGCUGCAAGAGGUGGCCGUGUCCCCCAGCCUUGUCUCCACAGGAAGGGAUCUGCUGGGUUUUGUAAGGCGGAACUUUUGACCAGAACAGGAGCAUCUGGAGGCCUUCGGCUUUCUGUUUGGUUCUGCAGGGAGACUGUUCUCUAUGUAAAGGAAACCCUCAACUCCCACGGGAUCUAGAACAGGCCCAGAUGCCUUCCUUCCUGUAUCCCUUCCGGUGACUCCCAGCAGCCUCCUUCUGACUCAUUAAUUACUUUUAGGGGAAAGAAAAUCUGCAGAGCCAGGCUACUAUGGUGGUGCUGCUGCUGCUGCUAAUGGCCGGCUGUUUGUGGCCUUUUCAACUCCUAAUUGGAGAGUCCUGUGGAGGGUUUGCAAAUCAGAUUGGUUAGGGAGGCUUUUUCUCAUGGCAAGGCAUGUUUCUGUAAAGGACAAUCACUUGGCAUGUUUUUCUUAAAAACACUUGUUGAUCAGGAGAUGCAACGAUUGCGAUGGGGCCAUCUGCAAAUGCAUGAUGGAAAACUCUGAAAUAUUUGGCUGAGCCGGAUGGGGUCUUUGAAUGGACAGAGUCCCCAGUGUUACUUGUGAGGAGGCCCCUCUCCAAAGGAGAGCUGCAGAUGGGGGUCCUCAGCCACCAGCUGGCUUCUCUGCGCUGGGAGGGGCAAGCCCAGGUUUAUUGCAAUGUAAUGAAAGGCUUUGCAGGUAAUCAUCACAGUGACGACCCUUUGUUGUUAGUUUCAAAGUCGUGCCUGACCCAUCGCAACCCCAUGGACAACGUUCCUCCAGGCCUUCCUGUUUUCUACCAUCCUCUGGAGUCCAUCAUUUAAGCUCACACCGACUGCUUCAGUGACUCCAUCCAGCCACCUCGUUCUCAGUCAUCCCCUUCUUCUUUUGCCCUCCAUCAUUCCCAGCAUUCGGCUCUUCUCCAGGGAGUCCUUCCUUCUCCUUAGGUGGCCAAAAGAUUUGAGUUUCCUCUUCAGGAUCUGGCCUUCUAAAGAGCAAUCAGGGUUGAUCUCCUCUAGGACUGACCGGUUGGAUCGCCUUGCAGUCCAAGGGCCUCGCAGGAGUCUUCUCCAACACCAGAGUUCAAAGGCCUCCAUUCUUUGGCGCUAGGCCUUCCUUAUGGUCCAACCAGAGUUCAAAGGCCUCAAUUCUUUGCUUCACUCGCAUCAAGAGAUCAUCAAUCAAUGACCCUAGCGAAGUUAAAUCCCCCCCCCACAAUUGUCUGAUACUUAAGACAAGGAGAUACCUGAGGAAGCCAGGGAUGAUGCAGGAUCUUCACCCUGAGCCUGAAAUGCCCUCCAGCUGUUGGAAAGGGGGGGGGGCAAUUCUUGCAAUAAAACGAAUGCCAUUAGACUGGGCUCGUCCUUUUAUUCCAUCCUUUGCAAAUCCACUUCCUCCAAACGGGGAAAGAAGGAAAAUGACUCUCGCUCUUUGUUUUCAUCUACCUGUCUCACGUUGGCGGCAUCGUUUUAUUCCUUCUACAUUAUGUUUUGUUCAAUGCGCCAACCCGGUGACUAAAUAGACGCUUUGGUUACUUUGCUAAAACCUCAGCGGAUGCUUUUUUCCCCACCAAGCCCGGCGUCGGCCCCUGAAAGGCGGCUCCGUUGCUCCAGCGGCUUGUAAUACUCACAUCUGCCGACGUCUGGCCGUCCCCGAGAGCAGCCGGGCUUUUUAGAGGGCUUGUGGUGGGGGGAGGCCUCCCUCUUGGGGCAAGCGAGGCGAAGCAGCCGCUCGGCGGGUUCCGACAACAGGGGAGGCCGGGGAAAGGUCGCUCAGGUGCGGCUCGAGGCCGGGGCUGAAAGGAGCCGCCUGCGAGGAACCCUCCGGUCCGUCACUCCCCUCCCGGAGCUGCCCCGGGGCUCCCCCCACCCCGCGCUCCGCCUCGCUCGCUCGCCCGCCCGCCCGCCCGCCCGCCGCGGAGACGCAGCUCCAAGGACGCCGCCGCCGCCGCCGCCUCCUUCCCGAGCGGUCGAGCCAGCAGGUCGCGAGCCGCCGGCGUGCAGUUGCGCGAGGAGCCGCCGCGCCGGGCCGGCCGUUUGCGCCGAGGACGAUGCCGGGCUGGCGGGGCGCAGCCCUCCGCAGCCCCGCUGCCUAAGCCCAGUGCCGGCUUGCGCUCGGCGAAGCGCCCUCCUGAGCGGCGGCGGCGGUGGUGGGCGGUGGGCGAUGGGGCGGUCCGUCUCGGCGGCCGGCCAGGGCGGGUAGCUGGGCGGCGUUGGGUGGCCCUCCCUGGGCCCGCGGGGCCCCGCCAAGAUGGCAGACCUGGAGGCGGUGUUGGCGGACGUCAGCUACCUCAUGGCCAUGGAGAAGAGCCGCAGCUCCCCCGCGGCCCGCGCCAGCAAGAAGCUCGCCCUGCCGGAGCCCAGCAUCCGCAGCGUCAUGCAGAAGUAUUUGGAGGAGAGGGGAGAGCUGACCUUUGACAAGGUCUUCAAUCAGAAGAUCGGAUUCCUGUUGUUCAGAGACUUUUGCCAGAGUGACAUCGAUGAAGGCAUUCCGCAGCUGAAGUUUUACGAAGAGAUCAAAGAGUACGAGAAACUGGACUCCGAGGAGGAUCGCCUUGUCAGGAGCCGCCAAAUCUACGACACCUUCAUCAUGAAGGAGCUGCUGUCCUGCUCACACCCCUUUUCAAAACAAGCCGUCAGCCACGUGCAGACCCGCCUGGCCAAGAAGCAGGUCCCGAUAACCCUUUUCCAGCCCUACUUAGAAGAAAUCUGUGACAGCUUGCGAGGAAGCAUCUUCCAGCUGUUUCUGGAAAGUGAUAAGUUUACAAGAUAUUGCCAGUGGAAAAAUGUAGAGCUGAACAUUCACCUGACCAUGAAUGACUUCAGUGUCCAUCGGAUUAUCGGGAGAGGCGGCUUUGGAGAAGUCUACGGCUGCCGUAAAGCGGACACAGGGAAAAUGUACGCCAUGAAAUGUUUGGAUAAGAAACGGAUCAAGAUGAAGCAGGGGGAAACCUUGGCCUUGAAUGAGCGCAUCAUGCUCUCCCUCGUCAGCACCGGGGACUGUCCUUUCAUUGUGUGCAUGACGUACGCCUUCCACACCCCCGACAAGCUGUGCUUCAUUCUGGACUUGAUGAAUGGUGGAGACCUGCACUACCACCUCUCCCAGCAUGGGGUCUUUUCGGAAAAGGAAAUGCGCUUCUAUGCCACCGAGAUCAUCCUUGGGCUGGAACACAUGCAUAGCCGCUCCGUGGUCUACCGGGACCUGAAGCCAGCAAACAUCCUUCUGGAUGAACAUGGCCACGUGCGAAUCUCCGACCUGGGCCUGGCUUGUGAUUUCUCCAAGAAGAAGCCCCACGCCAGUGUUGGAACUCAUGGCUACAUGGCGCCAGAGGUGCUGCAGAAGGGAACAGCCUACGACAGCACGGCUGACUGGUUCUCCCUGGGCUGUAUGCUGUUUAAGCUUCUCAGAGGGCACAGCCCUUUCAGACAACACAAAACCAAAGACAAGCACGAGAUCGACCGCAUGACGCUCACCAUGAAUGUGGAGCUGCCAGAUUCCUUUUCCCCCGAACUCAAGUCUCUCCUGGAGGGGCUUCUCCAGCGGGACAUCACGAAGCGGCUCGGCUGCCAAGGUGGUGGGGCCCAAGAGGUCAAGACUCAUCCUUUCUUUCAAGGAAUUGACUGGCAGCACGUUUACCUGCAAAAGUACUCCCCGCCUCUGAUCCCUCCCAGGGGAGAAGUCAACGCAGCAGAUGCUUUCGACAUUGGCUCCUUCGAUGAAGAGGACACAAAGGGAAUCAAGCUGCUGGAUUGCGACCAAGAGCUCUACAAGAACUUUCCCCUGGUGAUUUCCGAGCGCUGGCAGCAGGAAGUGGCUGAAACCGUGUUUGAGGCGGUGAACGCCGACACAGACAAGGUGGAGCUGCGGAAGCGAGCGAAGAACAAGCAGCUGGGCCAUGAGGAAGAUUACGCUCUGGGGAAGGACUGCAUUAUGCACGGCUACAUGCUGAAACUGGGGAACCCCUUCCUGACGCAGUGGCAGCGCCGCUACUUCUACCUCUUCCCCAACCGGCUGGAAUGGCGAGCAGAAGGAGAGUCCCGGCAAAACCUGCUGACGAUGGAACAGUUCCUGUCGGUGGAGGAAACGCAGGUCAAGGAUAAAAGGUGCAUCCUGCUCCGAAUUAAAGGAGGGAAGCAGUUUGUCCUGCAAUGCGAGAGUGACCCCGAGUUCGUGCAGUGGAAGAAAGAGCUGACGGACGCCUUCAUGGAGGCCCAGAAGCUGCUGCGAAGGGCCCCCAAGUUCCUGAACAAGUCCCGUUCUGCGGGGGUGGAGCUCACCAAGCCCCCCCUGAGCCAUAGGAACAGCAAUGGCCUGUAGCGGCUGGUGGGGAGGAGACCGGCUGGUGAGCCCUGCUGCCCCAGAGCCGGGUCCUGCCAAGGGCAGGCAGGGGCCGGGCAGGGAGAAGCGCAAGGGGCAUGCGCUCUGCCAGGCGAUGUGGCCAAAGGGAGAUGCUGCUGUCCGGCCUGGAGGAGCCCAGCCGUCCGGUCCUGGCAUCCGGGACGGCUCCCGCCUGCUUCGUGUUCCGGCCUGGGCCAGGGAUGGCGCUCUGGACCUUUGGGGCACAGUGGUGCUUCCCUGGCUGCAUCCACUUGGCCGAAGAGACCUCUGGGCCUCACUGGGGCUCUUCACACACGCUGACCAACUGAACUCGACAUGUUUUGUGUGGCUUCCAGUUUUGUGCUGCUGCUGCUGCUGCUGCUGCUGCUGCUUCUUUUCGGCAAAAGUGACUCUGGACUCUCGUCCCGUCUCCCUCGCCAGCUGCCCUGCCCAUCCUGCCAGUGUCUGCCGUGGGCUUUGCUCCUCUGACCUUGGCCUGGACUGGUGCAAGUAGAAGUAGAAGCUGGGGAGAUACAGUGAUUGUGCUGCACUUGUAUGUGUGUGUUUGUUUGUCUGCCUGUCUUCCUCUUCUCACACAACGGUUGCCAGGGAGAGCCACAGGAUGAAUGCUACUGUGACUUUCCUGACUUGGUGGCACUUUUAAAAAAACACUUUAAACAAAUCCAGUAACUAGACGUGGAGCAUGUAAACACUGGAAUUAGCCUGCAGGCAACUGGGUGGCCUGGCUCAGCUCUCCGGCGGUUUCCGGGUCUGUCCUCCUGGUGCAUCCGUCCCCUCGUGGUUUGGUCUUGGGAGCCUGGGGUCUAUUAAGGAAGGGGCUCAGAGCAGCUUGCAUUGGCAGUCUGUGGCGCCUGUGAAGCUGGAGCCCAAGGACUUUUUCUCCCCUUGGGAAGACAAACCUGGAACUCCCUUCAGCAGAGCGCAGUUGAUAGCUGGGUACGACUAGCUGCUAGCUCGGAAACGUGGUUCUUGUUUGGCGGCGAUUGUGAAAGUUUUAAAAAAGCUGUUCUUGCAGAGAGACCCCAAACUCUACAGUUGCCACAUGGUUUGAGGGUGAAUUGCCAUGCCAGCUCUCAUCCCCCUCCGCACACACACCCUCCACUCUUGCUCGGGUUUAGUGGACCUUUGAAGUUCGAAAUUCCUCUUUAUACUAGAUGGGGUUGGAAAAUGCUUUCCAGGGGCCUCUGCAGCACCCCUAUUGCAUGUGUGCAUCUACUGGCCCUGAGUAACAGAGCCACCAGCCUCCCCUGCUCUUCUGUGUCCUGGAGGG
Messenger RNA from Ahaetulla prasina, 5697 nucleotides. It is a transcript of the gene GRK3, whose product is annotated as G protein-coupled receptor kinase 3. The transcript has 21 exons. The coding region runs from base 2340 to 4406 and encodes 688 amino acids. Gene Ontology annotation, molecular function: G protein-coupled receptor kinase activity; ATP binding; G protein-coupled receptor binding. Gene Ontology annotation, biological process: protein phosphorylation; regulation of signal transduction; G protein-coupled receptor signaling pathway. The record is from RefSeq and is a predicted model, not a curated record. NCBI's taxonomy places the organism in Eukaryota, Metazoa, Chordata, Lepidosauria, Squamata, Colubridae.